AUGAAAUUACAGUAUGUAGAAAACUAUGAUAAAAAGCCUGCAGUUGAAGGAAAGUUGUUGACCCUAGCAUGUACAGCCCGUGGUUCUAGUAAUAUGAGUUUUAAAUGGUAUAAAGAUGGCUACCUGGUUAAUGUGUCUGUUAGUGAUAGAAAUGCAUGGGAAGUUAGAAUACCUCGAACAAUGAAUGAUAAACAGAUGUCAGUAUUAAAUAUUGAUGGUGUCACAGUUUAUGAUAAAGGUAAGUAUAUUUUAUGUACUUUUAUCAGGGGUGUUAGAAAAUGA
Lottia gigantea (owl limpet) is the source of this 282-nucleotide messenger RNA. RefSeq lists its product as hypothetical. Lineage: Eukaryota; Metazoa; Mollusca; Gastropoda; Lottiidae. The coding region runs from base 1 to 282 and encodes 93 amino acids. The transcript has a single exon. The record is from RefSeq and is a predicted model, not a curated record.